Messenger RNA from Mizuhopecten yessoensis (Yesso scallop), 496 nucleotides. Its product is annotated as hepatitis A virus cellular receptor 1-like. The annotation marks the transcript as partial. NCBI's taxonomy places the organism in Eukaryota, Metazoa, Mollusca, Bivalvia, Pectinida, Pectinidae. The transcript has a single exon. The record is from RefSeq and is a predicted model, not a curated record.
AUGACUGCACCACUCCCGACAACUGCACCACUCCCUAUGACUGUACCACUCCCAACAACUGCACCACUCCAGACCACUGCACCACUCCAAACAAGCACACCACUCCCUAUGACUGUACCACUCCCAACAACUGCACCACUCCAGACCACUGCACCACUCCAAACAAGCACACCACUCCCUAUGACUGUACCACUCCCAACAACUGCACCACUCCAGACCACUGCACCACUCCAAACAAGCACACCACUCCCUAUGACUGUACCACUCCCAACAACUGCACCACUCCAGACCACUGCACCACUCCAAACAAGCACACCACUCCCUAUGACUGUACCACUCCCAGCAACUGCNAGCACCACCCCAGACGACUGCACCACUUCUGAUGACAGCACCACUACCGAUUACAGCACCACUCCAAACGACAGCACCACUCCCGAUGACAGCACCACUCCCAACGACAGCGCCACUACAGAUGACAGCACCACUUCCGAUGACA